Carassius auratus (goldfish) is the source of this 6041-nucleotide messenger RNA. Its product is annotated as neuroblastoma-amplified sequence-like. The transcript is spliced from 40 exons. NCBI's taxonomy places the organism in Eukaryota, Metazoa, Chordata, Actinopteri, Cypriniformes, Cyprinidae. The record is from RefSeq and is a predicted model, not a curated record. Gene Ontology annotation, cellular component: Dsl1/NZR complex. The annotation marks the transcript as partial. Gene Ontology annotation, molecular function: SNARE binding. Gene Ontology annotation, biological process: retrograde vesicle-mediated transport, Golgi to endoplasmic reticulum.
GGUUUUAUUCAUCUGGCCUGGUAAUGACUAUUAUAAUGUUGAUUUAUCGAUUUCCUGUUCCUGUUUUGCUUUCAGUGUCGGAACCAAUCAAGGAUUUCAAGAGAAUCACACCUUCAGUUUCUCCGCCCACUAUUCCAAUGGGAUUACCACAGCAAUAUAUCAUCCUGGCCACAGGUUGCUGUUGGUGGGAGGCUGUGAGUCUGGAGACAGUGAUGUGUCCAGGGCGAGCCGUUGCGGGAUCACAGCUUGGAGGGUGUUGUCAGGGUCACCUCACUAUAAACAGGUCACCAGCUAUGAGGAUGACAUCAAUGCGUCCCAGAGGCGAGGAUUCUUCAGGAUUCCCAGCUUUCGACUUUCUCCAGGCAUAACAGGUGAACAGGUGACUCAAAUUGCCUGGUCUCCUGAUGGCACAGUGCUGGCUGUGAUCAACUUCUCUGGCAGUCUCAGUCUCUGGGAUAUUCCAUCGUUCAAACGGAGAGGCAGCUGGAAACAAGAGGAACAACCGGGAUUUGACGAGAUAAACCCGGAAUGGAAGACGUCGCUGGAGAAGAGAAAGAAGAUAAAAGAUAAGGAGCAGUACCAGUCUCUGCUAGAUGUGAGCUGGUGGAGUGAGACUGCUUUGAUUUUAGCCCGCUGUUCUGGGGCUCUCACCGUGUCCUCUGUGCGGACGCUCAAAAACUUACUUGGCAAGUCGUGCGAGUGGUUUGAAACCUCACCGCGAGUCACCUCGGCCCAUGACGGGGGCUUCCUCAGUCUGGAGUGUGAGGUAAAGCUGGCCCAUAAGCGCGCUCGUCUGGAGAGCAGUGUGACGGGUGAAGAGGACGAUUGUGAUGAUGACUCCGACUCGGAUGAAGAGUCCUCGGCGAAAGCACGUUAUUUUGGAUACGUGAAGCAGGGGCUGUACUACGUGACUGAGAUGGAACGCUUCGCCCCUCCCCGAAAACGGCCACGCACUGUUAUCAAGAACUACCGCCUGGUCAGCCUGAGGUCCACCACGCCAGAGGAGCUCUACCAGAGGAAGAUUGAUAACGAGGAGUAUGGAGAGGCUCUCUCUCUUGCUCAAGCAUAUGGUUUGGAUUCUGAUCUCGUCUAUCAGAGGCAGUGGAGAAAAUCUACAGUCAGCAUCGCUUCCAUUCAGGACUACUUGAGUAAGAUAAAGAAAAGAUCAUGGGUCCUGCAUGAGUGUGUGGAGAGGGUUCCAGAGAAUGUAGAUGCUGCCAAAGAGCUGCUGCAAUAUGGCCUGAAAGGAACUGACCUUGAAGCACUGUUUGCCAUCGGUGAGGGAGAAGACCAGGGCAGAUUUAUUUUGUCAGGCGAUUUGGACGUGGACGAUGGUCCAUAUGAAGACUUCGUUUCCACAGAGGAAGAGAUGGAGCAAAGAAAGGAGAGGGAAGCCAAGAAGAGACAGGAGCUCCUCAAGAAAGUGGACUUUAGCAAACUGACUCUAGAGCAGAAGGAGCUCUGCAGAAGUAGACUGAAGCUUCUCUGCUAUCUGGACCGUUUGGCCACUUAUGAGGAGAUUCUGGGUGGACCUCAUGCGGCAGAGCAGCGAUUUGAUGCUGAGUUUUUCAAGAAGUUCCGCAACCAGAAUAUUGUUCUGUCAGCAAGAACGUAUGCAAGGGAGAGUAACGUGCAGGCAUUGGACAUUCUCUUCACUUACCACGGAUCUGAGCUGCUCCAGUACCAGCUCGCCAUUCUCUGCAAUUUCCCAGAAACCACCUCUCCUCACGAGUACUCUGACCUUCUGCCUAAGGCAGGUGUGGAUAAAAAGGGUAAUUUGGCUUUCAUUCCUUGGGAGGAGAGCCGACACAGAGAUUUGGACUGGUGUGAAGUUCCUGAGUGCAGAGGAGUGGUGGAGCCCAACCCAGUGGAUGACUGUCACUUCUUAUUUGAGGAACAACCAGAACUAGAGAGGUUUCGUAGCGCUAAACCCUCCAUCACACUGCUGACUGAAUGGUACCUGACCAGGGCACAGGACAUAGAGAGCAAUUCCCGCCAGGUUGAUUGUGCUCUGUCUCUGGUGCGUCUGGGAAAAGAGCAGAACAUUCCUGGGCUGGAGGUGCUGUGCGACGACCUGGUUACCAUGGAGACACUGGUGUACGAGACGUCAUGUGAUCUGAGUCUCACGCUAAAGGAGCUCCAGCAGCUCAGGGACAUUGACAAGCUCCGCCUCCUCAUGAAAAAUUCCAGCGAGGAUCGAUAUGUGAAGAAUUCAUUCCAGUGGAUGGUCCCGUUCCUGCACCGCUGUGAGGGACAGGGGGUGGGCUCUGCCUCUGCUCUGCUCAGAGAAUAUCUGGUCACCCUCGCCAAAGAUGAUCUUACACUCCCACUCAAAAUGUUCCAGCACUCAAAGCCAGACUGUCAUCCAAAAGUCAUUGGAGAUUCGGAUCAGCUUAUGUCCGUGGCAUUAGAGUGUAUCUACAGCUGUGAGAGAGAUGACCAGCUUGCACUCUGCUAUGAUAUACUUGAAUGUCUACCACAGAGAGGAUAUGGACCUGAGACAGAUUCUACAAAAGCCUUGCAUGACCAGGUGGACAUUCUUGAGAAGCACUUGAGUGUUGCUGAGGUUCUGGAGAAACACGGUCUCCAGAAGCCCAUCUCCUUCGUGAGGAACAGUCAGAACAGCAAAGAGGAAGCUCACCAGCUGAUGGUGCGACUCACCCGUCACACAGGACGCAAAAACCCUCCUGUGAGCGAGACAGUGUGGAGAGGUCUACUUCAAGAUCUUCUGGAUAUGCAGCAGAAUGUUUAUACCUGUCUAGAGCCAGAAACUUGUCAUCAGGUGUUUGUGGAGAGUUUGCUAUGUUCGGGACGAGAGGAAAACGUCCGUCUGGCGGGUCAGCUGAUGCACUGCAGCGCCGUGUCAGAGGACACUCCAGUCAGCGUUUCGCUCCGUGGUAAAGCUCAUGCCCGUGUGUCAUAUAGCCGCAGUGUGGAGCUGGUUCUGGCUGCUGCUCGUGAAUACUUCAACUCUUCAGCCACCCUCAGUGACCCCUGCAUGAACCUGGCACGGUCGUGUCUGCUGUUGAUCACGGAUUGUCCUUCUCUCGUCCAAGAGGAAAUGGAUCUCAUCAGCGCCCUCUCUCGACUGGAGCAGUUUGGCGUGAAGGUUCUUCCCUUACAAGUGCGUCUGCGGACGGAUCGUCUGUCAUUGAUAAAGGAGUGCAUCUCUCAGUGUCCUACUGCGUACAGACAGUCCACUCUCCUCCUAAGCCUGGCCAGACUGCUACGCGUUGCAGGUGAUGAUGAGGCCAAGAGAAAGGGUCAGGUGCUCACGUUGCUGGCAGAACAGGCUCUCCGCUGUCAGGACUUCAAGGCCUCCUACAUCCACUGCCAGGAUCUGAUGGCUGCAGGCUAUAGUGAUGGUUGGAAUGUGUGCGCUCAGCUGGGUCAGUGUGAGGCAUACUCACAGCUUUCUGCCCGUCAGAAGCUGAUGGCGUUCGCGCUCACACACUGUCCUCCCAGCAGCAUCCAGAAUCUGUUAACGGCUUCCAGUUCCCUUCAAACACAGGUUCUGUACCAGGCUGUAAAUUACAAGAUUGAUCCUUCUCAAGCGCAGAAAACAGGCAGCGAGCUGUCAGAGCAGACCGGAGCUGCUGUUCCUGGAUCAAUUAACCCCACAGACCUGCUGCACAGAACCACAGCCCGCACUCUAGAGGUCCUGACCAACACCACCACGACCACCAGAGCCGUGCUGACCGCCGUCAGCGACUCCCAUUGGUGGAGGGAGUCCCUCAGCUUACUUCGCCCACUGCACGGACAAGCUGUGGAUAGAAGCCAUACUGGUUCAGCCAAUCAGAACACAGAUCUGGAAAGGCAGGGGUGCAGUCCUUUCUAUGAGGAGCUGUUCAAUGAUCCAUACGUCAGCACGUCCGAGGAUGUGUAUUCAUCAUACAACUACAACCCUCAAGAAGACUUUGCUGAAGUUUUACUACGGACUGGAAAACUGGCUGAAACCAACAGCGAGGGACAGAAUCUCUUUCCUGCAACUGAAGUGCUCCUUCAGCUGGCCAGUGAUGCUUUUCCCAAAGAUAUGACACUCGCUCUGGCCUAUUUACUGGCUCUACCUCAGGUGUUGGAUGCUAACACGUGUUUUGAGAAGCAACCUCCAUCAGCACUGUCUCUGCAGUUAGCUGCCUAUUACUACUCUCUUCAGAUCUACUCCCGCCUUGCACCCUGCUUUAAAGACAAGUGCAGCCCACUUUACAGAGCUGAUCCUAGAGAGCUCAUUCGUCUUGUGACCAAGCAUGUAACAGAACACGCUGGAUGUGAUUGGGGGGAUCAGGAGCUGCAGAUCCUGAUUGGUCAGUUACGACUAUACAGUGAGAGACUGACAGACUUUACUCAAGCUCAGGUGCUACAGGGGCUCGGCCGUGGAGUUGAUGUCCAGAGAUUUAGCAGCGACAACCAGUACAAGAAAGAAACUAUUCUGGGUCUGGCAGAGACACUGGAUGAGAGUGUGUAUGGGAUCUCUCGUUCUCUGGCUCAGCGGUACAGCAUCCCUCUCUGGGAAGUGCACAUGACGCACCUUGAGUUCCUGUUCACUGAUAGUGGGCUUUCCACCAAAGACAUUGAGGACAGGACGGAGGCUCUGGGCCUGUUUGAGACUCUAAAGACUAACCCGGAGUCAUUCUACACACACAUGACUAAAUAUGUGUACCCUAGCAUAGCCGGAACCGACCAGCUCCGACUCCUCUUCUACUUCACUCUUCUGGAAAACUGCGGCUGCGCAAGCUUCUUCCCCCAACCUGCUAUGAAGCCCGACACGCACCUCAAACUGCUAAAGAAGCUCAAAGCCGUCGCCAUCGGUCUGGACUAUAAGAAGUUGACAGAUGAGGAUUCCGAUCCUUUGAAAGCUCUGGAGCCGGUACUGACCAGCCAGAACGUCCUGUCAAUCUCCAAACUGGCCCCUCGAAUCCCCCAGAAGGGAGGCGAAGCGCUUACCUCUAGCGCUGUACAUGCCACCUGGCUCCAUAAACUGUUCUGGGAAGGGGAUCAGCAUGUGCUGAAAAAAGCCCCCCAGAGUGAUCCCGACUUCCUGCAUGCCUAUGACACCUGUGCCAAAUACUUUGACCGACUUCUGCCUGUAGAUUCUGUUAACUUCUUGGAUGCCAUUACCUUUUCCCCUGAAGCCGCCAGUAAGCUGUCAGUAGAGUCCCGGCUGGAGAUCACUAAGCGGGCACAGAAGGUUCUAAAAGGAAUUAGCGAAAAGAGUAAGAAAAAGGGUAAUGAUGACAGAAGUGAAAACUCCGCCUCCAGCUUUGACUCCGCCCUCACUCACAUACAGCAGUCUCUUACCCAUCUAGAGACUCUGAGCCACUCCUUCCCUCUGUCACUCAAGACAAGCCAAGAGGAGCUUCUGCAGAAGUACUGUCGCAUUUAUGACCUGUCCAGAUCCGAGCAAUCUAAAGUGCGCCAUCUGGCCAUCACAAUGGUCAUGGACGGACAGCCCCUCGAACGGAUCGAGCAGCUUCUCACAGUCAGCGUGGGAACGAGCGACCUGUCGGUGGAGAGCAUAGUCCAGGACGCAGUGGAGCGAAUCAUAACUGCUCUCAGCGGUGACAAGGACACGUUGAAAGAUUAUGCAGACCCCUUGAAGGUGCUGGAAGGAAUUGUUGCAGCAGUGCACACUAAUGUACAGAACGGUGGGAAUAUGGUAACAUCUGAGGACAUGCUGGCAUGGUUACGACCUUUCUGUGGGGACGAUUCUAAACCUGUACGACCCCGACUUGAGAUCCUGCAGAUCCUAGAACAUUCAUUCAGCCUCAGCGAUCAAGACAUCCACCUACUGGUGUUCUUCAGGAGCCAAGCAGUUCUGAAAGCCUGCUGGCCAAAUAGAAAGGUGAAAAAUAUGCAUAUACCCACACUGGCACAAAACACGAUUUACACUUCACACAUAAAUAUUAUUACAUUCCCACAUCUCUGACUCAGUAUUAGCUUAUUUCCUCCGUGAGGCACUGUGAAUGUAAUCUCAUUAUACAGCGCAGCCCUUUGCAAGUUAGCACGUGCUUAUAGGAAUUGCUUCACUAUUCUUGCACAUG